Molecule: messenger RNA, 2196 nt
Organism: Cutaneotrichosporon cavernicola
Lineage: Eukaryota; Fungi; Basidiomycota; Tremellomycetes; Trichosporonales; Trichosporonaceae
Gene: MCM5
Exons: 7
Coding region: 1-2196 (731 amino acids)
Biological process (GO): double-strand break repair via break-induced replication; DNA replication initiation; DNA replication
Cellular component (GO): MCM complex; nucleus
Molecular function (GO): ATP binding; single-stranded DNA helicase activity; 3'-5' DNA helicase activity
Source: RefSeq, a predicted model, not a curated record
AUGAGCGGCUUCGAACAGAACCGCGUAUAUACCGUCCCCUUACGGGAAGGGCAGCAGGAACAUGACUCGCCGUCAGAGACGGAGAACGCGUUCUACACUUUCCUGUCGUCGUUCCGCCUCGGCAGCGAGUUCACGUACCGUGACCGCCUCAAGUCGGCACUGCUUAUGCACCACCACACGCUCGAAGUUAAUCUUGAAGACCUGGCGCGGUUUAAUCCAGAGCUCGCGCAGCGAUGCCAGAAGACGCCGGGUGAUAUGAUGCCUCUGCUCGAAGCCGCCCUACUCCGUGCCGCGCGCGCGAUCGUCAACCCCACAGCCCGUGGUGAGGACGGCGAGGAGCCGCUCCACACCGUACCGGAGAUGCAGGCGACGAUCAAGACUGACCAGAACAUGAUUCAGUUCCGCGAGCUCAACGCCGAGAAGUUCGCGCAGCUCGUGCGCCUCCCCGGUAUCGUCAUCAACGCGUCUCAGCUCUCGUCACGCGCGACAGAACUGCACCUCCAGUGCAAGGCGUGCCGGUCCGUCAAAGCGGUCAAGGUUGGACAGAACCUUGGCUCGGAGAAGACGGCGCUCCCGCGCCGUUGCGAUGCGCCCGCCCCGCAAGACAGCAAGAAGGCUUGCCCGCUCGACCCCUACGUCAUUCUCCACGACCGCUGUCGCUUCAUCGACCAGCAGAUGAUCAAGCUCCAGGAGGCACCCGACAUGGUUCCCGUGGGUGAGCUGCCGCGCCACGUGAUCCUCCAGGCCGAGCGAUACCUCACGGCCCGCGUCGUGCCAGGCUCGCGCAUUAUUGCGACUGGCAUUUACUCGACAUUUGCGCCCCAGUCUAAGAACAGGAGCAACAGCGGCGCCCCCGCCCUCCGCCAGCCGUACGUACGCGUACUCGGCAUUGAGCUUGACACGUCGCUUGCGUCGGCUCCCGGCUCGCGGGUGUUUACGCCGGAGGAGGAGGAGGAGUUUCAGCAGAUGUCCCGGUCCGAGGCCCUGUACGAGCGCUUCGCAGCGAGCGUGGCGCCUUCCAUUUACGGCAACCUUGACAUUAAGAAGGCUGUCACCUGUCUAUUGAUGGGAGGAAGCAAGAAGAUUCUCCCCGAUGGCAUGCGCCUUCGUGGUGACAUCAACGUCCUGCUUCUAGGUGAUCCCGGUGUGGCAAAGUCGCAGCUGCUCAAGUUUGUCGAGAAGGUGUCGCCCGUGGCCGUGUACACGUCCGGCAAGGGUUCGUCGGCUGCAGGUCUGACUGCCUCCGUGCAGCGCGACCCUAUAACUCGCGAGUUCUACCUCGAGGGCGGUGCGAUGGUGCUUGCGGACGGCGGCGUUGUGUGCAUUGACGAGUUCGACAAGAUGCGUGACGAAGACCGUGUGGCGAUUCACGAGGCGAUGGAGCAGCAGACCAUCUCGAUUGCCAAGGCCGGCAUCACGACUAUCCUGAACUCACGCACGUCUGUGCUCGCCGCCGCCAACCCCGUAUUCGGUCGAUACGAUGACAUGAAGAGUCCGGGCGAGAACAUCGACUUCCAGACGACCAUUCUGUCGCGUUUCGACAUGAUCUUCAUCGUCAAGGAUGAGCACAACGAGAGCCGCGACAUGAAGAUUGCCAAGCACGUCAUGGACAUUCACAUGAACCGGCAGGUGGACACGGAGGCGCAGGGCGAGAUUGACAUUGACAAGAUGAAGCGGUACAUAUCGUACUGCAAGUCUCGUUGUGCACCGCGCCUGUCCCAGGAAGCGGCCGAGAUGUUGUCAUCACACUUUGUGUCGCUGCGCAAGACUGUGCAGCAGGUUGAGCGUGACAAUGACGAGCGAUCUUCGGUGCCACUGACGGUACGUCAGCUCGAGGCAAUGGUGCGCAUCACCGAGUCAUUGGCCAAGAUUACUCUCUCGCCCAGUGCGGACGUGCACCACGUCGAGGAAGCCAUUCGUCUGUUCAAGUUUUCGACGAUGGACGCGGUCGAGGCGGGGCAGGUGGAUGGCAUGACGCGGACCGAGCUGCAGGAAGAGAUGGAGCGUAUCGAGCGAGAGGUCAAGCGCCGCCUGCCGAUCGGUUGGAGUGUGGCGUAUCAGACGCUCGUGCGCGAGUUUGUGACACAGCAGGGCUAUUCGCAACAUGCGCUCGAGCGGUGUCUGUUCGUGCUGGAGAAGCGUGAGGUUAUUCGGUUUGCCAACCAAAAGAAGAGUGUGAGCCGAGUGGGUGUCUAG